Molecule: messenger RNA, 4456 nt
Organism: Tupaia belangeri chinensis (Chinese tree shrew)
Lineage: Eukaryota; Metazoa; Chordata; Mammalia; Scandentia; Tupaiidae
Gene: BOC
Product: BOC cell adhesion associated, oncogene regulated
Exons: 21
Coding region: 321-3791 (1156 amino acids)
Biological process (GO): axon guidance; cell-cell adhesion; nervous system development
Cellular component (GO): axon
Molecular function (GO): protein binding
Source: RefSeq, a predicted model, not a curated record
CUCCUCGGAUGGAAGGGCCCGGACAGCCGUCCCAACUUCCCCGCGGGGUGACACGGGGGCCGGCUCGUCGCGCCAGCGGGUGGGAGAAAAGCACGCGUGGGUGUCGGCAGAUACACAGAACCACUCAGCACCCACGGGGCCGCUUCGGGAACGAAUGUUUUGGAGCCCAUGACCCGUGAAGUCUUGUCAACAUUCAUACCGCCUGAGGGUAUCGGCAAAGAAGUAGAAGUAGACUGCUGCAGGCGAUUGUUGCCAAAGUAUCUCUUUAAGUGACCCCCGGUGCUUAUGGGACGUUGGCUUUGGACCCUCUGUGACACACCAUGCUGCGUGGGAUGAUGAGGACUCAGAGGGGAAAGAGGCCUGAGGUCACACUCGCUUGCCUCCUCUUGGCCACAGCAAGCUGCUUUGCUGACUUGAACGCGGUCCCGCAGGUCACCGUCCAGCCUGUGUCCACCGUCCAGAAGCUGGGGGGCACCGUGAUCCUGGGCUGUGUGGUUGAACCCACGUGGAUGAACGUAACCUGGCGCCUGAACGGAAAGGAGCUGAAUGGCUCAGAUGAUGCUCUGGGCGUCCUCAUCACCCGCGGGACCCUCGUCAUCACUGCCCUCAACAACCACACUGUGGGGCGGUACCAGUGUGUGGCCCGGAUGCCUGCGGGGGCUGUGGCCAGCGUGCCAGCCACCGUGACGCUAGCCAAUCUCCAGGACUUUAAGUUAGAUGUGCAGCACGUGAUUGAAGUGGAUGAGGGAAACACAGCCGUCAUUGCCUGCCACCUGCCCGAGAGCCACCCAAAAGCUCAGGUCCGCUAUAGCGUCAAACAGGAGUGGCUGGAGGCCUCCAGAGACAACUACCUGAUCAUGCCUUCGGGGAACCUUCAGAUCGUGAACGCCAGCCAGGAGGACGAGGGCAUGUAUAAGUGCGCCGCCUACAACCCAGUGACCCAGGAAGUGAAGACUUCUGGCUCCAGUGACAGGCUGCGCGUGCGCCGCUCUACUGCUGAGGCUGCCCGCAUUGUCUACCCACCAGAGGCCCAGACCAUCAUCGUCACCAAAGGCCAGAGUCUCAUCCUGGAGUGUGUGGCCAGUGGGAUCCCACCCCCACGGGUCACCUGGGCCAAGGAUGGAUCCAGUGUCACCAGCUACAACAAGACACGCUUCUUGCUAAGCAACCUCCUCAUCGACACCACGAGUGAGGAGGACUCGGGGACCUACCGCUGCAUGGCCGACAACGGGGUUGGGGAGCCCGGGGCAGCGGUCAUCCUCUACAACGUCCAGGUGUUUGAGCCCCCCGAGGUCACCAUGGAGCUGUCCCAGCUGGUCAUCCCGUGGGGCCAGAGCGCCAAGCUCACCUGUGAGGUGCGCGGGAACCCCCCGCCCUCCGUGGUGUGGCUGAGGAAUGCCGUGCCCCUCGUCUCCAGCCAGCGCCUACGACUGUCCCGCAGGGCCCUGCGUGUGGUCAGCGUGGGGCCCGAGGAUGAUGGCGUCUACCAGUGCAUGGCUGAGAAUGAAGUGGGGAGUGCCCAUGCCGUGGUCCAGCUGCGGACUGCCAGGCCAGGUACAACUCUGAGGCCCGGGCGGGAUGCUAAGUUGGCCACUGCCACACCUCCCGUGCCACCCUCCAGACCAUCCAGCCCUGACCAGAUGCUGAGGGGGCGACUGGGGCUCCCCAGACCCCUGCCAACAGCGCAGCCUGCUUCCCCGCAGUGCCCAGGAGAGAAGGGGCAGGUGGUGCCUGCCGAGGCCCCCAUCAUCCUCAGCUCGCCCCGGACCUCCAAGACCGACUCCUAUGAGCUAGUGUGGCGGCCUCGGCAUGAGAGCGGGAGCCGGGCGCCCAUCCUCUACUACGUGGUGAAACACCGCAAGGUCACCAACUCCUCUGAUGACUGGACCAUCGCUGGCAUUCCGGCCAGCCAGCAUCGCCUGACCCUCACCAGACUCGACCCUGGGAGCUUGUACGAGGUGGAGAUGGCAGCCUACAACUGUGCCGGCGAGGGCCAGACCGCCAUGGUCACCUUCCGGACAGGUCGGCGUCCCAAACCCGAGAUCAUAGCCAGCAAGGAGCAGCAGAUCCAGAGAGAUGACCCUGGAGCCAGUCCCCAGAGCAGCAGCCAGCCAGACCAUGGCCGCCUCUCUCCCCCGGAAGCUCCAGACAGGCCCACCAUCUCCAUGGCCUCUGAGACUUCCGUGUAUGUGACCUGGAUUCCCCGUGGGAAUGGAGGCUUCCCAAUCCAGUCCUUCCGUGUGGAGUACAAGAAGCUAAGGAAAGUGGGAGAUUGGAUUCUCGCCACCAGCGCCAUCCCUCCAUCGAGGCUCUCCGUGGAGAUCACAGGCCUAGAGAAAGGCACUUCCUACAAGUUCCGAGUCCGAGCUCUGAACAUGCUGGGAGAGAGCGAGCCCAGUGCCCCGUCGCGGCCCUAUGUGGUGUCGGGCUAUAGCGGCCGCGUGUAUGAGAGGCCUGUGGCAGGCCCUUACAUCACGUUCACGGACGCAGUCAAUGAGACCACCAUCAUGCUCAAGUGGAUGUACAUUCCAGCAAGUAACAACAACACCCCAAUCCACGGCUUUUAUAUCUAUUACCGACCCACAGACAGCGACAACGACAGUGACUACAAGAAGGACAUGGUAGAAGGAGAUAGAUACUGGCAUUCCAUCAGCCACCUGCAGCCAGAGACCUCCUACGACAUCAAGAUGCAGUGCUUCAAUGAGGGAGGGGAGAGCGAGUUCAGCAACGUGAUGAUCUGUGAGACCAAAGCUCGGAAGUCUUCUGGUCAGCCUGGCCGACUCCCACUCCCGACUCUGGCUCCCCCACAGCCGCCACCCCCUGAAACCAUAGAGCGGCCUGUGGGCACUGGGGCCAUGGUGGCACGCUCCAGCGACCUGCCCUAUCUGAUUGUUGGGGUCGUCCUGGGCUCGAUCGUCCUUGUCAUCGUCACCUUCAUCCCCUUCUGUUUGUGGAGGGCCUGGUCUAAGCAAAAACAUACAACAGACCUGGGUUUUCCUCGAAAUGCCCUUCUACCCUCCUCCUGCCAAUACACCAUGGUGCCCCUGGGAGGACUCCCAGGCCACCGAGCCAGUGGACAGCCCUACCUCAAUGGCAUCAAUGGACGAGCCUGUCCUAGUGGGAUCCAUAUGGCGAGGGGCUGCCCUGCAGUUGCCAUGGGCUACCCAGGCUUGAAACCCCAGCAGCACUGCCCAGGGGAGCUUCAGCAGCAGGAUGACACCAGCAGCCUGCUGAGGCAGACCAUUCUUGGCAGUGGAUAUGACCCCCAGAGUCUCCAAAUCACCAGGGCUCCCAGAUCUAGCCCAGAUGAGGGCUCUUUCUUAUACACGCUGCCCGACGACUCCACCCGCCAGCUGCUCCAGCCCCGCCCGGACUGCUGCCUCUCCCCAGAGCAGCCUUCCGCCGCGGGCCCAUCUGCAAGGAGGAGGGCUCCCCCAAGUCCCAGGCUGGAAGCAACGUGGGACCCUCCCUUUCACCCAGGGCCCCCAUGUUGCUUGGGCCUUGUACCCGUUGAAGAGGUGGACAGUCCUGACUCCUGCCAAGUGGGUGGAGAAAGCUGGUGUCCCCAGCACCCCACAGGAGCCUACGUGGGACAGGAACCUGGGAUGCGGCUGUCCCCCAGCCCACCGGUGCAUGUGUCUUUUGAAACACCCCCUCCCACACUUGAGGCAGAAGCCAAGAUCCCAGAAAGACUAGAUAUAUUGCUUAAAAAAAAGAGAGAAAGAGAGACAGAGAAAAAUUGGUAUUUAUUUUUCUAUUAUAGCCAUAUUUAUAUAUUUAUACACUUGUAAAUAAAUGUAUUAUGUGUUUAUAUAAUUCUGGAGACACGUGGGAGCCCUGCCUGUCAAGGCACAGGAGGGAGAGCAAGCCACAACCUAAUAGGAGUCCGCCAGGAGGGAGGAGCACCGACUGAGGGAGUAGCUCCCUACCAAGCAGGAGCACAAGCACCGGCAGCGGCCUGGAGGCUGUGGGCUGCAGAGAAGCUGGUGAGAAGAAUCCUAGGCAUUUUGCUCGUUAGGACCUGAGGGGAAAGCCAGGCCCCGGGCUCACAGACUUGGAGACCCCUCUGGAGGCGGCUGGAUCUGGUGCUGCAGGAGACGCUUUCCUAAGCCGCCCAUGAGCACAGACUGUGAGUGCACAGCACUCGGAGCAUUAGCAAACCUUCCAGAAUCAACCAUCUGAGGCAACGUAGCUCUGUAAAAACAAACACUGUAACUUCUAAAUAAACGUUUAGUCUUCCCUGUAACCUCCAACUUCCUCAUGUAUGAGUGAGCAUUUUCCUUAGAUGCUGGACUUCGGUCUUUGCAUAUCUGAAGAAGAUACUUGCUGAGACCAGCAGAUGGCAGAAUGGUUAUGUUGCUGGACUCCCACGUAGUUAAUCAUGGUUCGAGUCCCGGAUCUGGCUACCUAAAACUCAUACUUGGCAUGUGAGCGUGUGUGCCCAGGAUCCUGAGAG